Molecule: messenger RNA, 1521 nt
Organism: Fusarium sp. VM40
Lineage: Eukaryota; Fungi; Ascomycota; Sordariomycetes; Hypocreales; Nectriaceae
Source: the annotation of a GenBank genome assembly
AUGUCUAUCCCGCAUGAAAAGACGCCAGGCAGUGUAAUCGUCAAUGACAGCGGAACAGAAAUCCCAAAAGGCUCCAAGGACUUGCACGACAAUGUACAAUUGCCAACAUACAUCGAGUCUAAGAGGACCUGGAAAUCAUUUCUUUGGUCAACUCUUGACGUCCCGAAAGAUGAGGCUCGCUUCCUCACUAAGCUUGACUUGACUCUGAUCUCAGCCUCUGCGUUGGGUGUUAUGUGCCAUUACCUUGAUCAGGUUAACAUAACAAACGCUUUUAACAGUGGUAUGAAAGAAGAUCUUUCUCUCUACGGAAAGGAACUCAACUAUGCCAAUGCCAUCUGGAGCGCGGCAUACGUCUUUGGACAAGUCCCUUCUAAUCUUCUUCUGACUAGAGUUAAUGCGCCUCUUUACAUUGCUUUUCUUGAGUUUGCCUGGACUGUCUUCACAUUUGCCACCGCCGGAGUCAAGGAUGUUAAGCAGCUAUAUAUCUUCCGCUUCUUCGUCGGCUUGUUUGAAGCUGGUCAUUUCCCCGCAGUCAUGUAUGUCUGUUCUAGUUACUACAAACCCCACGAACUCGCUCGACGCAAUACUAUCAUCCAAGUCUUUACUUCUGUCGGCCCUCUUUUCUCUGGAUUCCUUAUGGCAGCCGUGUUUGCUGGUCUAGAUGGAGCAAGUGGGCUACCUGGGUGGCGAUGGAUGUACAUUGUCUGUGGAUGUAUUUCACUUCCUUGCGCCAUUUGGACAGCCAUUGCAAUGCCUCAACUUCCCAGCAGAGCAAAGGCUAAUUGGGUGUUUACACAAGCGGAGGUCGAGUUAGCUCGCGCUAGAAUGCCCACUGAGGCCAAACCACUCACUGGGUUUUUCAAGUGGAAGGACAUCAAGCGCUGGCACAAAACGUGGCAUGUGUAUCUUUUCCCGGUUGCAUUCGCCUUUAUGGCACAGUUUGGACAGUCUGGCGGAUCAAUGAUUUUCUGGGUCAAAAGUUACAACAUCGAGGGACAAAAGCCCGUCUUUUCAGUCCCAGAAAUUAACAUCAUUCCACUCGGAAUUAAUGUCAUUACCAUCGUUGCAACCUUGGUCAAUUCCUGGAUUUCAGACAGCUUACCUGGCUCUAUCAGAUGGCCGGGUAUGGUAUUUUCAGGUCUUAUGGCCAUUAUAUUUCCAAUUUCUCUCGCCUCUACGCCUGUUCAUCCUCCAAACAAAGCCACCCGAUGGGCUCUGUACUAUCUCACAUCCCUCGCAGGUACAGCCGCUGGGCUUACCUGGACUUACGUCAACGAGGUGAAUCGAAAUGACCCUGAGAAGCGAGCAUACAUCUCUGCCAUGAUGAAUGCAUUUGCCUACAUAUUUACAGCUUGGGUUCCUAUAUUUACCUUUCCAGCCAAUAAACAGCCAUACAUUGUUACUGGUAACUAUGUCACGGCUGGCUUUGGAGCGGCUGCGGUGGUUUUGGCACUCGCUAUUCGACACUUCCACAACAAAGAUAUUCAUAGACUCCAACAGCGAGGCUUGGUAUCAGCGUAG